Giardia duodenalis is the source of this 3357-nucleotide messenger RNA. RefSeq names its product Spastin. Gene Ontology annotation, molecular function: ATP hydrolysis activity; ATP binding. The record is from RefSeq and is a predicted model, not a curated record. NCBI's taxonomy places the organism in Eukaryota, Fornicata, Diplomonadida, Hexamitidae. Bases 1 to 3357 code for a protein of 1118 amino acids. The transcript has a single exon.
AUGAGCGAUCGUCAGUGGCGGGAAGCCAUGACGCUUCUCAUGGAGCAAAUAAAUAAGGAGUCCACUUCAGAUCCUAGAGUCAUACGGCUACAAAAUUCACAGCUUUUGCAACAACAGCUCAACUGGUAUAACACAUACCGUCAUGUUUACGUACUUUUAGAGGAGUGUUAUGAUCAGAUGCACCAUCCACAAAAGCGGAGAGUGAUCAAGAAGUCUCUGGACGCAACCAUAGGACGAAUGCUUGAGUCCAGACGCAAUAUUUGCUGCUUAACUGGGACGUGGAGCCCCGAUAUCUUUGCACUCAUGAACAAUCGUACGUUACUUCCUACAGAUAUAGAAUUGCAUGUGCCCAGGUUUCUAGUGAGCGAUAACUUCUCUCUGAGCCGUCGAAAUGAUCUGCUGCGCCUUCUACUCGAGCGGUACGAGCUUCUUUCUCAGAAUGGAUCCUGCUUUGAUCUGACGCACUCUCUCCGAGGAUAUGUUCCUGGGAAGGGCAUCCUCGAGGAGAAGACGGAGGCCCAAGUGCAGCGAGCCAUGAGUCUCGAAGAAGCCAUACUUCUUAUUCAGCGCGCUGAGCGAGGACGUGCCGCCAGACUGCGAGCGAAGCUGGUACAGGACAUCAUGAAGGUUAAGCCGGCUGGACGGCAGAUACAAGGAGGGCGCAUUCACUCACGAGAACAGGCUAGUGUAAUCAUUCAAAAGUAUUGGCGAAGAGCCCUCGCAAAGUCCAAGGUGAAUGCCAUGAAGCAGGCCGAUUUAGUCUUCCUUGGAUUGGCAUCCUCAUCUGCUGCUCAAGGUACAGGUUCAUCCAUUCUUCCCAUCGUACAAGAUAUGGUAAGCAGUGAGUGCAUCAAGCGCGAGAAGCUAUAUGAAGCGGAUUACCUGGCGCGGCUCAAUGCUCGCAAGGACGUCCUCGACAAGUCCAUUCUUUCUGUCGGUAAGCCUGGAAUCCCAGACUCUGGCAUUGCAGCUAGUUCUAAUCUGCACACAACUCUUACUCCUCUAACCUCAGUUAUCAUUGCUACUACCUGUGAUGGGAUGGAGUCCACCUAUGCUCUUAGCAGAUAUAUAGAUAAGUCUAACAUCCUUUCUAACCAGCCAUAUAUGACUCACGUUACCAAUGCGUAUAACUCCGGGCUUCCUCUUAUGCAUGAUCUUGUGCGGAAUAGGAUUUUGUUAGCGGAUGCUAAAAAGCUUGGCCAGGCGGCCUAUCAAGCUGAGCUUAUUACUAAGCGCAAUGUGGCGCUGCGAAUUCAAGCCGAACUCGUUAUGCAAUCUGCAGAGGAUGUCAUUCUGCAAGAACUUAAGGAAAAGGAGGGGACCGAGCUGGAAAAACUGCUAUACUCUCGGCACAAAAAAGCCAUUGCGCAGUUCAGAGAUCUGAACGACGGGGCGAUUCCCACAAGUGCCUUAGACAUUGCCUCUCCCGAUGAGAAGCUGGUGAUGGAGAAGGUGGCAGCAGAGCGAGAGGCCGAGUUAUUGCGGAGAGGCUUGAAGGGGAAGAAGAAAAAAGGGAAGAAGGGAAGCAAAGGAUCCAAAGGAAAAACGGCUGCACCUUCGAAGGGGGCAGCUGAGGAGGCAGUUGAAGACCCAGACAAGGCCAAGGUUUCUUUUCUGUCUGCAUAUCUCCACGAUAUUGUCGAUACAACAGUCGAGUACUUCAACAGGUGGCAGCGACACGAUCCAGCUAACUUGGCUGAGCAGCCAUAUGAUGUUGAAUACCUUAAGGAAACUCUUAGACCCCAGAUACUGAAGGACGUAUACGACAGCGUUGCUGAAACGGUGACUGCAGAGCUCGACAACAUGCGUACCAUUGCCGACGCAACUAAGCAGCUUGUCGAGGCCAAGAAGGGCGGUAAAGGUAAGAAGGGUAAGAAGGGCAGUAAGGGGAAAAAAGGAAAGAAGGGGAGUAGGGGAUCCAAGAGCCUUCCAGCGCUUGAGCCCCCGCCACCCGUGGGCCCAGUUGGUGACGCCUCUGUCGAGGCAGCAUAUGCAGAACUGGUCAGCGAGGGUCUUGUAAAAGCGAUUAAGCCAGCUCGGAUACGAGAUUUUAUCGGAUGUGACACAUACAUUGCUCCUUCAAGCCAGGAGACUGAGUUCAUGCAACGAAUAGCUGUCAAGGCGCUUCAGAAGUUUACACAGCAGGGCACAAUUGCUAUAGACAAAAAAGCCGCCGGGAUUGUCGAUCCCGUUGAACAGGAGAAGCUGGCCGCAGCAAAGGCAUCUAUUCCUGCUUAUGCUCUUCUGCCGGACCUUCCAUCGUACAACCAGAUAAAGCAAGACAUAAUAGCCAACGUAAUCAUCCCUUUGGGGUGCCCCAUGGCAAGGGCCGUUCCUCACAGCAAUACCCUCCUUAUAUAUGGGGCUCCGGGGGUGGGGAAGACCCUUCUUUCGCGAAUUAUUGCUACUGAAACGGGUGCUCUUGUGAUUGACGUGUCUCCGGCAAAUAUUGUUAACAAGUUUCCUGGCCAGGAAAUCGGGGUGAUCUUCAAGUUGAUCAAGGUGGUUAUAGCCUCCAAUCAACCGGCAAUAAUAUACUUCGAUGAGGCAGAGCUUGUGUUGGCAGACACAAAAGAAAAAAAAGGAAAGAAAGGAAGCAAGGGAAACAAGGGGAGCAAAGGGAAAGGUAAGCUAAAGCUGCCUGGAGACGAUGUGGAGACCCCAGGAUACUCCAUGUGCUGCGAAGGAUACCCCAAGCUUAGCGACCCAGACUACAACCCCUACAGGCUUCGUAAAGAACUCCUUAGCUUGCUGAAGUCCAUUAAUGAGUAUGAUGGGGUACUUGUUUUAGGAUGCGCCACACGCACUAUGACUCGCGAAAAAGCACUUGCAGACUUCUUCCAGAGACACAUAUAUGUACCACUGCCUGACUAUAACACGAGGCUAAGGUUGAUCAGUCACUUCUUUGAGAAGAUGGGUUUGGAGCAAUUUGCUCUAACCGGAGUGGCCAAGGACGUCCCCGUGGGUCAGUACACGUCCUCGAAACUGAGCACAGGGGCCUUUGAUUCUCGACGGUUCACGGCACUGGGCCUGAUGAACUUAACGUCGGGAAUUGCAAUCACAAACAACGAGACCGAGAAGAUUCCUUUUGACCUCAGUUCUUUUGCCAAGGUUACCGAAGGAUUCACGGCAGGGCAGAUACAACAGGCUCUACACAUGGUCUGCACACCUGGACGCGUGGCAUCCUUGGGAUCCAAGCCCCUUAGUGUGGUCGAAUUCGGACAGGUCCUGUCCCAUUUGCAGCCACAGUAUGACUCCCAAGUCGCCCAUGUCGCUCUCUAUAAGCUGAACAAAGCCCCACCUGAGUAUCAACCGCCAAUUCCGCUCACGGACCCUACUCCUAAGAAAGGCAAAUAG